GCCGCUGCUGGAUUUGGGUUCCCGCAUCGCCCACGCCACGCCACCGAGUAGGAUCCUUCGCCGCCAAGAGUCUCCGCAAUGUGGGUCGUUUGAUCUCAACGACCCGAGGCCUACAUAAUCCAAUCCCCACGGCUUCUCUCGCCUGUUCCUGCUCUAUCUUAUCCCGGCAGUUUGUUCCCGCGAUUUUCGGGACCGUUCUUGGAGUUGGCGUGGGUUUUCGUUUAUCUCUUUUUUCCAGAGUUCAGAGAGCAAGGAAGGGGAGUCGAUCGAUUAGGCGGCCAUGGGCGGGUUCGGCUCCAAGGAGAGCUCGUCGGGGCGGCAGCAGCAGCAGCACAACCAGGAUCGCGGCAGGAGCGCCGCGCCGGCAGGGCACAACCGCUUCGCCAAGUUCGGCGACGAUUACCAUACCCUGGAGCAGGUAACUGAUGCUCUUUCACAUGCUGGACUGGAGUCCUCAAACCUGAUCGUUGGGAUUGAUUUCACCAAGAGCAACGAAUGGACAGGCAAAGUUUCCUUCAACAACCGGAGCUUGCACGCAAUUGGGGACACUCCAAACCCAUAUGAGCAGGCCAUAUCCAUUAUAGGGAGAACCCUCGCGCGGUUUGAUGAGGACAAUCUGAUACCAUGCUUUGGAUUCGGCGAUGCUACUACUCAUGAUCAGAACGUAUUCAGCUUCUAUCCAGACAACCAAUCCUGUGAUGGCUUCGAGCAAGCACUUGGCCGGUACAGAGAAAUCGUUCCGCAGCUUCGUUUGGCUGGUCCCACUUCCUUUGCACCUAUGAUUGAGACUGCAAUUGGAAUUGUGGAUAGUAGUGGUGGCCAAUACCAUGUCCUGCUUAUAAUAGCAGAUGGACAGGUUACACGAAGUGUUGACACGGGUAAUGGCCAGUUGAGCCCACAGGAAAGGGAAACUAUAGAUGCCAUUGUGAAAGCAAGUGACUACCCUUUGUCAAUUGUGCUUGUUGGAGUCGGUGAUGGGCCAUGGGACAUGAUGAGGCAAUUUGAUGACAACAUACCUUCUCGUGCAUUUGAUAAUUUCCAGUUUGUGAACUUCACCGAGAUCAUGUCAAGACCGAUUCCUGCCAGCAAAAAGGAAGCAGAAUUUGCUCUUUCAGCACUUAUGGAGAUCCCAGCUCAGUUCAAGGCGACAAUGAACCUCCAGCUUCUAGGCAAACGAAGAGGAUUCCCACAUCGAUCAGUGAUGCCUCCGCCUGUGAGAGUUUAUCAACAACAGUCUGGAUGUUCAGCAGUCAAGCAGGCUCAGUCGACAAGCACUAGCUAUGGGCUUGGCUAUGGGUCACCUCAGAAGAAGGCAUCAGCACCUCCACAGGACAGUGAUAUAGGUGAUCAACAGGCUUGUCCGAUCUGCUGGACUGAAGCAAAGAACCUUGCUUUCGGGUGUGGGCACCAGACGUGUGCCGACUGCGGGAAGGACCUGAAGGUUUGCCCCCUUUGCCAGAGGAAGAUCUCGACGAGAAUUAAGCUUUACUGAAGCUCUUGAUGGAGAAGCUAUAUACAAUCAGUUUAGGUUAUGGAAAAAGGAACGUUUUCCUACCGAGGAAGUGUAAAUACUGGGUACUUGUACUGAUCUGUUUCAGACCUAGUAGUGUUACCAGUGGCUGGUCAUGGAUAAACUAAUUUGGGUGUCAAACCACUAGUGGUCUCAGUUAGCUGCUGUCUACCAUUUUAGUUUGUUCAUUAUCUG
Lolium rigidum is the source of this 1705-nucleotide messenger RNA. Its product is annotated as E3 ubiquitin-protein ligase RGLG5-like. The record is from RefSeq and is a predicted model, not a curated record. Bases 281 to 1492 code for a protein of 403 amino acids. Lineage: Eukaryota; Viridiplantae; Streptophyta; Magnoliopsida; Poales; Poaceae. The transcript is spliced from 12 exons.